This is a messenger RNA of Chlorella variabilis, 258 nucleotides long. RefSeq lists its product as hypothetical. NCBI's taxonomy places the organism in Eukaryota, Viridiplantae, Chlorophyta, Trebouxiophyceae, Chlorellales, Chlorellaceae. The record is from RefSeq and is a predicted model, not a curated record. The transcript is spliced from 3 exons. The coding region runs from base 1 to 258 and encodes 85 amino acids.
AUGGAGAUAGUGGCAUCCGCCGGCGGGCGGCGGGUGACGCCACGCAUGGUUGCCGACAUUUCGGAGGGGGCGACGGCGGAGAACUUGCAGUUCCUGUUGCGAGUUCUGGAGUUUCUGGCAGCUGCCGAAGUCGUGGGAGGGAAGCAUGUUGAGAUGAUGAUGAAUGCUGUCACGGGCUGCAAGCUCGACGCCCCGUCAGGCUUGGCAAACACCGCGUUCAACAGCGGCGACUAUUACCAUGCGCACAGCGGCAGCUGA